CCCGUCCAAUAUGCUUUCCGGGGUCUAUCUCGUGGUGUUUCACACGUUGAGUCUUGUAUCAAAUCUUUGCUACCUAGAUAGUCCUUUGGCUCAUGGCAGACGAGAAUUUGUCGAGACUGGCCUGCGUGAGCUGUCACCGCCAGAAGCGCAAAUGCACGCGAGAGCUUCCAACGUGUCAACUUUGCCAGAAAAACCGGCGCAUAUGCGAAUACCCGCCUACCCCAAGCCCUGAGUCUGGGGUUGACUCUUCCAACGCGGUUUCCGAACGCAAUCGAGGCCAGGCUCUCUUCUUUGUGGAUUCCUACACCUUCAACCAACGCCGAAUGUGCAUAGAGGGUGUUGCUUCAGUGAGCCCACAAGAAUUGACCGAUGAACUCGGGAACAAGGCGCAGAUGCAACUUGAUGCCGAAUGCUACUUCGCCUCCACUCACAACUUCCUCCCGAUAGUUUCAAGACACCGUCUCUAUCAGCACUUGAUGAGGAUGACAGACUUGACUCUCGAUACGGCCCUCGUCUUGUCAACCAUGAAGCUCCUGUCUCUAUCCACUGAUAAUAUCAGAUCAGGCAAGAACUUGUACCAGAAACUCAAACGGAACCUUUUCUUAGCCGAGAUGCAAGGAGAAAUUUCCGUCAAAAUGCUCCAGGCAACCGUUCUCGUGGGGUUGUACGAGAUGGCGAAUGGUAUCUUGCCAGCGGCAUACCUUACUGUCGGCCAUUGCGCCCGGAUGGGCCACGCUUUGGGGAUCCACGACCGGAGGAAUGCGCCACAAAUGUUCCCGUCUCCUCGGUCUUGGACGGAAUUGGAAGAACAGAGGAGGGUUUGGUGGGGUGUAAUGGUCCUCGACGUAUACCUUAAUGUCGGAGUCUCCGAUCGCCCACUGGCCAUUAUCAACGUUCAGCCAGCAGAUCUGCUUCCGAUGGACGAGGCACUUUGGGACGCUGGAGAACAGACCGUUAUUCCCUCACUGGCUGUGUCGUCAAGUGCAGACAUUCCCGCUCCACCGUUUGCCCGAACCUGCCAAGCAUCCCACCUGUUAUCUCGAGUUGUUCAGCACAUCAACUUGAAGCCAAGCAACAUGCGAGAGUAUUACGAAGAAGGAAUCCAACUGCAUUAUGUUCUACAGGCAUUUCAUGGGGCCCUAACCCACGAAACCUCGACGAUGGAUCCUACUGGAGCUGCAUCCCUCUGGUCGGCCCGGGGGAUCUGCUACACUGCCCUCAUCGCACUAUACGACCAUCACAGCUGUGCCGAAUUGAAUAACUCAGAGGGUAUUGGAAUAGCAGAGCAGCUCCAGAUGCAGGAGAUUUCCCUCACGACAAUGCACGACGUGGGCGUCUCACUCUGGGAAUUCUCUCACGGGCUUCCGGAGGCCGUGAGCGUUGUUGGACCGAGAGCUGCCACUCCUUUCGUGACGGAGUGUCUCUACUCGGCGGCCAGGCAGUAUACUUGGUAUAUCUGGGAGACCGGGAAAACCGAGUUGAAUACGGCAGUGGCGGAUUUGGUGACCGCAUUGCGCCUUCUAGGCUGUUACUGGGAUGUCUCAAACCAAUAUUUGUCUAUUUUGGAAACAGAAGGCAUGCCGGGCUCGGGAUCAGAUCUCUGACAGUGGCUCAGUCGGACUAUUUCUAGGAGAACGCGUAUGCGAGCUGCGCCACGAAACCUUCCCGCGAGAAUGAGAAUAUCCGUCUACCGGGAGGCUAAUGAUAAUUGAUUGGUACGAGGGCAAGGUAAAGCCUUUUUAAAUUAUCCGGGUGUUGGGGGUUGACAGAACGAGGCGCUGCCGACCAAGACCCCACCUUUAUGCGGAAUUGGGCGGACCCGUGCGGACUAGCUCCGUUUUUUGGUGGAGACAUGGUCCGCACAAGGCCGCAUAAAUGUGGGGCUCUGCACCCGGAAUGCGGAUGUGUCCGGGGCAUCUUGGCUUCCCGCCUAGCAAAGCAACUCUGCGUGUGCUCGAAUGUUUUGAGUAUAUAUGUCGCAGGGAAUCCCAUUCAUAGCGAGACUUUUCAAUCGCAACCUGCUCUUCCAGCCCAAUUUACCAUCAUCAUCAUCAUCAUCAUCAUCAUCAUCAUCA
Messenger RNA from Phialemonium atrogriseum, 2075 nucleotides. RefSeq lists its product as uncharacterized. Gene Ontology annotation, cellular component: nucleus. The coding region runs from base 93 to 1604 and encodes 503 amino acids. Gene Ontology annotation, molecular function: DNA-binding transcription factor activity, RNA polymerase II-specific; DNA binding; zinc ion binding. The record is from RefSeq and is a predicted model, not a curated record. Lineage: Eukaryota; Fungi; Ascomycota; Sordariomycetes; Cephalothecales; Cephalothecaceae. Gene Ontology annotation, biological process: DNA-templated transcription; regulation of DNA-templated transcription. The transcript has 7 exons.